Molecule: messenger RNA, 1093 nt
Organism: Camellia sinensis
Lineage: Eukaryota; Viridiplantae; Streptophyta; Magnoliopsida; Ericales; Theaceae
Source: RefSeq, a predicted model, not a curated record
CGCACAGACAGAGAAAAGGAAAAAGAAAGAGAGAGAGAGAGAGAGAGAGAGAGAGAGAGAGAGAGAGAGAUGAGUAGUGGAAAAGAAUUGAUGAAGAGAUUAGGAGUUGAAAUACAGAAAGGGGAUGACUACUCGUUUGAGCAGUGGCGUAGAGUUAGAAGAUCAAACAGUGAAUCAUCUUAUGAGGAAGCUGCUGUGCUAACUACCAAGCACAAAAACACCAUCACCAAAGUCAUCCUCCUCGACCGUCUAGUUGAGAAAGUUCGCCAUGAUACACGUCCUGUUAUAAAGGAGAUAACUCACUUCAGCCAUUGCCAUACCCUGUAUCGCUACAAGAUGCUAGAGGAAGACCUAUUACAAUGUGAAAUAUGCGAGACAUACAUUGUAGGCAAAGCUUGGGGCUGUCAAGACUGUGAAUUCUUCAUUCACAAGUCAUGUAAAGACGUUCCACAAGAGAUCAAACACAAAUCUCAUCAUGGCGAAAUACUCACCCUCCAAUCUUCCACCCGUUAUGAAUCUGGAAAAUUCAAAUGCGAUGCUUGUUGCAACCCUGGCAAGGGCUUUCACUACCACUGCUCUCCUUGCAAGUUCGAUCUCCACUUGGCAUGCGCUAGCACGGCCUAUACUGCCUACUAUGAGAAGCACAAAAAGCCGCUUACGCUUUGCUAUGAUUUUCCCAUUGAGACUUCUAGAACUGUCUACUGUAAAGUGUGUGAGACUGAGAUUAGCAAGGAUGGUUGGGCAUACUAUAACAAAGAUUCUCAUUUUAUUGCUCAUAUUUAUUGUGCAUUCGAUAAUGAAGAGGCGCAUUCGAUUCUCGCGAUCCAGGAGCGCUUACAAUGGCUUAAAAUUAAAUGAGCAGCUAAGUAGGCAAUUGGGUUAUGUUAAUUUAUGUUGUUGAUUCAGUUGUAUGUUGUUGUUAUUGUCGUACAAUAAUGUUCAUCUCAGCAUGCUGCCGUUGUAAUUUGCUUGAUUUUCUAUGUUUGUGUAAAUUAAUUUGUAAUGGUCAUGUUGGAGGUUCUAUCCAAUGUAUGUGUACUUUUCAUUCCAUAGUUAAUUGUGUUUGAUUUGUUUCAGGGCAUUUCUCUUCUAA